Messenger RNA from Medioppia subpectinata, 360 nucleotides. The record is from the annotation of a GenBank genome assembly. NCBI's taxonomy places the organism in Eukaryota, Metazoa, Arthropoda, Arachnida, Sarcoptiformes, Oppiidae.
AUGAAACAGUUUUUGUUACAUUUGGACGAAACCAAUGCUUUGGGCACUAGAUUUAUAAUACAGGACUUGGACUCAACUCAUCUCUUCAUCUCAUCCGAUAUCAUCGACAGUCUGAAGAACCAAAUCGACGAUCUUAUGGAUCAGAUCUCAUUCUCAAGUAAUAUUAGACAACAGUAUAGAGUGUUGGAUGAGAGCGGACGCAACCGCCGAAGACGUAACCAAUUGGAACAGUUAGAGAGGGAUAACUUCCACGACGACCCGCACGCCAACCUUCAGAUGCAUAAGAAAGCGCCCAAAUUUGAAGACAACCACAAGUCCAACAGCCAUAGCGUGUGGUCGUCGACGGCCACGAAGAGGCAU